AUGGGCCGCAAGGAAGAGGAUGACAGCAGCUCCUGGAAGAAACAGACGAGCAAUAUCAGAAAGACGUUCAUUUUCAUGGAGGCGCUGGGAUCAGGUGCGUUUUCAGAAGUUUUCUUGGUGAAACAAAGAAGCACUGGGAAGCUCUUUGCUCUGAAGUGCAUCAAGAAGUCCCCGCUCACAAGGGACAGCAGCUUGGAGAAUGAGAUAGCAGUGCUGAAAAAAAUAAAGCACGAAAACAUCGUGACUUUGGAAGACAUCUAUGAGAGCACAACCCACUUCUACCUGGUGAUGCAGCUGGUGUCGGGUGGAGAGCUGUUCGACAGGAUCUUGGAACGAGGGGUCUACACUGAGAAAGAUGCGAGCGUGGUGAUCCACCAGGUCCUGACAGCCGUGAAAUACCUGCAUGAAAACGGGAUUGUCCACCGUGACCUGAAGCCUGAAAACCUUCUUUACCUCACUCCUGAAGAGAACUCCAAAAUCAUGAUUACAGACUUUGGUUUGUCCAAGAUGGAGCAGAACGGCAUCAUGUCCACUGCCUGCGGGACGCCAGGAUAUGUUGCUCCUGAAGUCCUCGCCCAGAAACCGUACAGCAAAGCUGUGGACUGCUGGUCCAUCGGAGUCAUCACCUACAUCCUGCUGUGUGGGUACCCACCUUUCUACGAAGAGACCGAGUCCAAGCUGUUUGAAAAGAUCAAGGAAGGCUACUACGAGUUUGAGUCUCCUUUUUGGGAUGACAUCUCCGAGUCAGCCAAGGAUUUCAUCAGGCACUUGCUGGAGAAGAACCCGGACACAAGGUUUUCCUGUGAAGAAGCCCUGAGGCACCCAUGGAUUAAUGGAAAUACAGCCCUUCACCGUGACAUAUACCCAUCUGUCAGUGCUCAGAUUCAGAAAAACUUUGCAAAGAGCAAAUGGAGGCAAGCCUUCAAUGCCGCAGCCGUGGUGCACCACAUGAGGAAGCUGCACAUGAAUGGCCACGCCACGGCUGGCAGCACCCACCCAAUUAUACAAGGCUCUGAAGCACCCAGACCCAGCACACCCAACACCACGCAGCCAGCAAUGCCCAGCAAGGACGAGGACAUGUCACUGCCCCAGGUCCCCUGUCCGGCCCCUCCUGCUCCGCUGGAGCAAGGCACAGGAAUGAGAGAGAGCAAGCUGCAAAGCCCCCCAGUGAAUGGAUCACCGGACAACCAGAGCCCGCCAGCCAGAUCGUGUGGCUGCAGCCCAGUGUGCACAGGGCAUGAGAGAGCCAAGGCAUCUUUCUGCUCCGAGAUGGUGCUCCUUAAAAAACCUGCAAAAUCCCACCAUUUCAAAUCAGAAGUUCUCGUUCCAAUGAAGACUGGUAAGCACUCAUCUCACUGUGGCACUGGGCAAACUGGAGUUUGUUUGAUCAUGUGA
This is a messenger RNA of Centrocercus urophasianus (Greater sage-grouse), 1395 nucleotides long. It is a transcript of the gene CAMK1G, whose product is annotated as calcium/calmodulin dependent protein kinase IG. The record is from RefSeq and is a predicted model, not a curated record. Gene Ontology annotation, cellular component: intracellular anatomical structure. Gene Ontology annotation, molecular function: ATP binding; calcium/calmodulin-dependent protein kinase activity; calmodulin binding. Lineage: Eukaryota; Metazoa; Chordata; Aves; Galliformes; Phasianidae. Gene Ontology annotation, biological process: peptidyl-serine phosphorylation. Bases 1 to 1395 code for a protein of 464 amino acids. The transcript has 11 exons.